Molecule: messenger RNA, 2779 nt
Organism: Myripristis murdjan (pinecone soldierfish)
Lineage: Eukaryota; Metazoa; Chordata; Actinopteri; Holocentriformes; Holocentridae
Gene: ankha
Product: ANKH inorganic pyrophosphate transport regulator a
Exons: 12
Coding region: 471-1961 (496 amino acids)
Biological process (GO): phosphate ion transmembrane transport
Cellular component (GO): plasma membrane
Molecular function (GO): phosphate transmembrane transporter activity
Source: RefSeq, a predicted model, not a curated record
CGGUAACGUUAGUGGGCUACAGCGGCGGGGAGGGUCGACAGCGAGGUGCCUUAGCACAGGCGCAGUCAAAUGCGGGCUAUAAAACACCAUACCAAAAAAAAAAAAAAAAAAGAACCCAAACCUCUCCAUUUUUGGAUCACCCGUUUGUUGUUUUGAUUUAAAUCUGGGCGUUUUUUUUUUGUCUUGGGGGUUUGAUGUUUGAUGUCCCCGAUGAUUUGCGAGGAAGAUGCGCUCGUCUGAAAUCCGCCUUGACCUUCUUCUCCGCUCAGCAUCGAAGCAGUCUCACUCGGAGCCGCUGCCGACACCGGAGCCCGCCGACCCCCGCUCGGCUCCUCUUAUCUAACCGCUCCCGGCCUGAGGUUGAUUUCGCUAGAAUACAGGACUGCCUUUCUAGCCGGUAAUCUCUGAUUAUUUUUUAAACAAUCAAGACCGAGGCAGAUGCCCCCUCGUUCUGUCAUCCCGGCUGUACUAUGGUGGAGUUUCCAUCUCUCAGUCCUUACUGGCCUCUCCUCCGCUUUCUGGUGCCUUUGGCGAUCACCAAUGUUGCCAUCGACCUCGGGGAACAGGCCCUCAACAGGGGCAUAGCCACAGUCAAAGAGGAUGCAGUUGAAAUGCUGGCCAGCUACGGCCUGGCCUACUCCCUCAUGAAGUUCUUCACCGGACCCAUGAGCGACUUCAAGAAUGUGGGCCUGGUGUUUGUCAACAGCAAGAAGGACAGAAGAAAGGCUGUGUUCUGCAUGGUGGCAGCCGGGGCCAUAGCGUUUGUCCUUCACAUCUUGAUAGCUCACACAGAUUUAGGAUACUACAUCAUUAAUAAGCUCCACCAUGUGGAUGACUCUGUGGGGCACAAGACAAGGAAGGCGUUCUUAUACCUGGCUGCAUUCCCUUUAUUGGAUGCAAUGGCGUGGAUUCAUGCGGGGAUUCUUCUCAAGCACAAGUACAGCGUCAUUGUAGGCUCUGCCUCAAUCUCUGAUGUUGUGGCCCAGAUUGUAUUCGUGGCCAUUCUCCUCCAUAGUAACCUGGAAUGUGUGGAGCCUUUACUCAUCCCAAUCCUUUCCCUGUAUAUGGGUGCCUUGGUCCGUUUCAGUAUUGUUGGUCUAGGUUACUACUGUAACAUUCACGACAACAUCCCAGACUCCAGUGGACUAGAUGUGGGGGGUGAUGCCACCAUCAAAAAGAUGCUGAGUUUCUGGUGGCCCCUGGCCCUCAUCCUGGCCACUCAGCGCAUCAGUCGUCCUAUCGUCAACCUCUUUGUGUCUCGCGACCUCAAGGGAACCACUGCUUCUACAGAGGCUGUGGCUGUGCUCACAGCCACAUAUCCUGUGGGUCACAUGCCCUAUGGUUGGUUAACUGAACUCAGAGCAGUGUACCCUGCCUUUGACAAGAAUAAUCCCAGCAACAAGCUCAAUUCUGGCAGCCCGGUCACCAAAUCACACAUUAAAAAGUUUACAUUCUGCUGUCUGGCUCUAUCACUCACGCUCUGCUUUGUGGUGUUUUGGACUCCUCACGUCUCAGAGAAGAUCCUGGUGGACGUCAUCGGGGUGGAGUAUGCUUUUGCUGAGCUGUGUGUGGUUCCACUCCGAAUUUUCUCCUUCUUUCCCCUGCCAGUGACUGUUAGGGCUCAUUUGACUGGAUGGCUCAUGACCCUGAAAAAGACCUUUGUGCUGGCCCCCAGCUCGGUUCUCCGCAUCAUUGUCCUCAUCACCAGUCUAGUUGUGCUGCCUUAUAUGGGGGUUCACGGGGCCACGCUCGGAGUCGGAUCCCUCUUGGCUGGUUUCAUAGGGGAGUCUACCAUGGUUGCCAUAGCAGCCUGCUAUGUUUAUCGACAACAGAAAAACAGUGAGAUGUCCAACGAGCUGGUGGUGGAGGGGGAGGACUCGGCCCCCAUGAGCGAGGUGUGCUCCAGGACUCCGAUGGACGCCAUCGAGGAGCUCCAGGAGGAGGAGGAAGAGCAGGAGUGAAAUGUCUGAGCAGGGCAAAAGUGAAGCUGACUUCUAUGUGGAAAUCGGGCAUUGCUGAAGAAGAGGAGACCAUUGAGUGUUACAGUGCUGGAAAGGGAAGAGGACCCGAGUAUGGUUUGGUUUGAGAGGUUCUCCCUAUAGAAUGAACUGAUCUGUAAGAGUGACAGGGUCUUCCACAUGUCGACCUAUCUACCAUUACAACGCACACUGUAAAGAAAGCCAUGCACCUCCAAGUGUUCAUUCAUCAGUGUAAAUACCUUGAUGUCUUCCAAUCCUCGGGACAGUUUCCAUAGUUUUGCAUCACCGCAUCAGAGAGGGUGUAUUAACCACUUUCAUGUGUUUACUGGUAAAUGAACAAGGGAAAAAUGACACGGGAGAACUUUUCCUCCUCCGCAACGAGAAUGAAAUGUCUGUCGAGUGGUAGUGAAGUUGCCGAAAUACAGAGAUCAUUAUUUUAUGUUACUUUAUCGAGAUUAAGCAACAAGGCCUUGCUUGACUUCAAAAUAUAGGGACAUCUUGUGGGACUUGUUGGGUUGUGCAAUUGUAUUUUACAUAAAAAUGGUGUACAGAUUAUUGUUGUUUUAUAUAGGUGAUGAAAUGUGUAUAUUUAAUUGCCCAGAGGGGUCAGGAAUCCCUCAUUAUAUCAUUGCGUGUUACAGAAUACAAAUAUGAUUGUCCACUUUCCAUGCAGUCUGGGAGUCUGUCUACUUUUGUUUUGCCAAGCACUAUCCUGGUAGCGUAUUCAGACUGUCUUAUGUACUGUAUAUACUGUAUAGGCAUUCUUAUUUGGCAAAUAAAUUGCUUUAUUAUUAACUUGU